Molecule: messenger RNA, 2057 nt
Organism: Daphnia magna
Lineage: Eukaryota; Metazoa; Arthropoda; Branchiopoda; Diplostraca; Daphniidae
Exons: 6
Molecular function (GO): protein binding; extracellular matrix structural constituent
Source: RefSeq, a predicted model, not a curated record
AGGCAGGGUGACCACACGCUGCCCUGAGCUCGACCGGAUAGGUCUUGAUUUUCAAAAUGGCUCCUCUCUUUCCGAGAAAAUUCACCCACGUCUGCGUUCUGUUCCUUUUGACUUUUUGGCCAACAAGUUCGACCAGUAUCGCCCUUCCACUAGAGGAGAAACUGCAACAAUUAACCGACAGCUACAUUAAAUUCAAGGAAAUCAUUGGGUCAAAAGUAUCUCAGUUGGAGAAAAAAGUGGCUGAAUUGGAAGUUAUAAAUGGCCAACUUCAGAUGAAAAAUGUCCAGUUGGAAGAAGUGAUUACGCAGAUGGCGCCGGCAACAAUAGUACAACCAAUAGACAAACAAAAUGUUGAAUCAAAAGAAGAUUUGGCUUCAAAAGUUCCACCACUGGAAACACUUUCGUUUGUUGUGAACCAGAUACUGAAAUUCAAGGAAGUUGUGGGUGAAAAAGUAGUACAACUAGAGCAGAAAGAUGCUGAAUUGGAAGGCAAAAUCAAUCAACUCGAGUCUAAGUCAUUGCUGGUUGCCCAACCAGAAAUGAAAGUUGAAAACGAUGAACCGAUAUUGAAGGCCAGUUUUAAAUUUGCGACAAAUGAAUUGGACACCCAACAUCGACUGAUGUCAGGAAGGGGCAGAACGCCAAGAACAUGCAGAGAAAUUUAUUCAAGUGAGCCAUCGUCGACAUCAGGAAUGUAUUGGAUCGAUCCAGACGGCCAUGGAGUGGGAGAUGACGCCAUUCACGUUUAUUGUGACAUGGCGACAGGGUCGACUUCCAUUGCCCACGACAGCGAAUCACCAAUUAACGUGGGUCAUUGCGCUGAACCUGGAUGUUACUCGAGGACAAUCAACUACAACGCGAGUAAUAAACAAAUGAAAGCAUUAAUUGAAUUGUCAGCAGAGUGCCAUCAAUCCGUUGUCUACGAGUGCCACUACGCCCCGUUCGAGUUCAACAACGUCCCUUUCGCCUGGUGGAAUGACAGGAAUGGAAAUCCGCAAUAUUUUUGGACCGGAAGCUUUGAAAAAGGGAUUCACGCUUGUCAGUGUAGCAUUGAUGGAAAUUGCGUAGAUGCUUCAGUUCUGUGCAAUUGUGACGCCACUGCUCCAACGCCAUUAGCCGAUCAGGGUUUUAUAACUGAUAAAAGAAUCCUGCCCAUUACUCGUUUGAAUUUUGGACGAACCCAGUUCGAAAUAUCAUCCGGUGUACACACGCUGGGCAAAUUCGAAUGCUCCGGAAGGGCGGAUGUCGCCCAAGUUCCAACGUCUUGCGAGGAUCUAUGGCACAUAGGCCACACACUGAAUGGAUUCUAUUCCGUCAUGGGCCCUGCUAUGAUGGAAACGGUUUUUUGCAAUUUUACCUACACACGCUGGGCAAAUUCGAAUGCUCCGGAAGGGCGGAUGUCGCCCAAGUUCCAACGUCUUGCGAGGAUCUAUGGCACAUAGGCCACACUGAUUGGUUACAUCGACGUCAAGUCGGUGCCAACCUAUUUCUACGUGCAGAGAAGCGAACGUUUCUCAAAAGUAAACACCUCCAUCCCAUUCGAUGUUGCACUUGUCAACAUAGGAAACGCGAUGAAUUUGACAACGGGCAUUUUUACCGCCCCGCGGGCUGGAACGUAUUUCUUCUCUUUCACGGGGCUGGCGGAAUUUCCGACCUUUUCCUCCUUACUCUAUUUAGGCAUAGACCUUUAUCUCAACGAUAAUCUCAUUGGCAGAGGUUUUGUAGAAGAUGCCAACACCACGGCCGGCCAGUUUAGUCCAGUGACCCUCCAGUCAACAUUGAAUUUGCAACCAGGCGAUCAAGUGUGGCUGGAAAUCGAUUCUCUAAUGCCUCCCCUUGUUGACGAGCGUAUUGUUCGCCGUAAUAAGCGUAUGCUUCCGACAAAAGGAGUCGUUUUAUUUGACGACAGUCGCCAUUUUACUCAUUUUACCGGCUGGAUGUUGGAAGAAGACAUUUCGCAAUCACUUUAAAUGCAACCAACACACUAACACAUUUUAUUAAUUUUUUUAUACCUAGCUCCUGUGCUCAAUACAUUAGACCCAGCACUUCUCUCUAAA